AUGCGUCCCAGGCAUUUAUUUUUCAUGAUUUUACUCAUUUCUCAGAUUAAAGAAAAGAUAAUAUUUGGAGUAGAGGGUCAAGAAUUGGUUUAUCCCAAAAAGCUUCCUCUGAUACAGAAGCGAGAUGUUUGGCAUACCCAUGAUUAUGACAUACAGGAAACUUAUGAAGAAGAAUUAUUGUAUGAAAUAAGUCUAAGUAGAAAAACCUUAAUACUUCACCUUUUAAGAUCAAGGGAGUUUCUAGGCUCAAAUUACAGUGAAACGUACUACUCCACGAAAGGGGAGGAGAUCACCAGACAUCCUCAGAUCAUGGAUCACUGUUUUUACCAAGGAUCCAUUAUACAUGAAUUCGAUUCCGCUGCCAGUAUCAGCACAUGUAAUGGCUUGAGGGGGUUCUUCAGGGUACAUGACCAAAGGUACCUCAUUGAACCAGUGAAAUAUUCAGAUAAGGGAGAACAUUUGGUGUUCAAAUAUAACCCGAAGAUGCAGAAUGCUGUCAAUUAUUCUUGUUCAGAGCUCAAUUUUACCAGAACGACUGCUCCAAACAAUAAUACUAAACCCAUGGAAGACUCCCAAAAGGAAAUCACCCAUAAAGAAAAGUAUGUUGAACUGUUCAUUGUUGCUGAUGGUACGGUGUAUCGAAGGAAUAAUUAUCCUCGCAGUAAAUUGAGGAGCCGAAUUUGGGGAAUGGUCAAUUUUGUCAACAUGAUUUAUAAAACUUUGGACAUUCAUGUUACAUUGGUUGGCCUUGAAAUGUGGUCAAAUGGAGAUAAAAUAGAAGUAGAUUCAAAUAUAGAAACUACUUUAUUGCAUUUUUCAGUCUGGCAAGAAACAAUCCUUAAAAAAAGGAGGAAUUUUGAUCAUGUUUUUUUACUCAGUGGGAAGUGGCUCUACACACAUGCACAAGGAACUUCUUAUCCAGAGGGGAUGUGCCUGCCCUUUUAUUCCUCCAGUGUCAUUAAGGAUCUUCUUCCUGACCUAAAUGUGGUUGCGAACAGAAUGGCACAUCAGCUGGGGCAUAACCUUGGGCUGCAGCAUGACAAUUACCCGUGUACCUGUACUUUGGGAAGAUGUGUAAUGGACAGUGAUGGGAGCAUUCCUGCACUGAAGUUCAGUAAAUGCAACAGAAUCCAGCACAUGCAAUUCCUAACAGAUUAUAAACCAACGUGUAUGUUCAAUGUUCCGUUUUCUGAUAAGUUAAGUGAUUCCCCACAUUGUGGAAACAAGAAGUUGGAUGAGGGAGAAGAAUGUGACUGUGGCCCCGUUCAGGUGGAUGACAGUGAACUUGAGUGCCAGUGUGAGGAAGGACAAGUACCUGUGGACUGGGAAGAAACCUUAAAUGUUACCAGUGUCUCCAUCCUGGUUGUUGUACUCGUCAUGGUUAUUAUUGGUUUGGGAGCUCUCGCAUUAUUAAUUCGUUCCCAAAAGUGUAUUAAACUGAAGCAAGCUCAGAGCCCACCUAGAGACACACUGGGAGUGGAGAAUAAAGGAUACUUUUUUGAUGAGCAGCAGACAAGAAUUGAGCCAAUCUUACCUAAUAUCCAUCCCCUACAUGUGUGCAGCAAUAAUGAAUGUGUGAAUAUUGAAAAGGUCUACAAUUCAACCAAUUGCUCCUCUCAGUGCAGUGAAAAUAUGAAAAAAGUAGGGUCUGUAUGUAGACCAGCAAAAGAUGAAUGUGAUUUUCCUGAAGUGUGUACUGGCCACUCUUCUGGGUGUCCCAAGGACCAAUUUCAAGCAAACGGAUUUCCUUGCAAGAACAAAAAAGGCUACUGUUUCAUGGGGAAAUGUCCCACCCGGGAUGACCAGUGCUCUGAAUUGUUUAAUGAUGAGGCAAAAGACAGUUCUGAUAUCUGCUACACGAUGAAUAAAAAAGGAAAUAGAUUUGGAUACUGCAAAAACAAGGACAACCGAUUAAUUCCCUGUGAAGAGAAAGAUGUCAAAUGUGGAAAAAUAUACUGCACUGGAGGGCAACACCCUUCUGUCUCUGGAGAAGAAAAGAUCUAUCACUUCAAGAAGACCCCAAAAUGGAAUGUCACCACUGAAUGCAAAACCUUUUUUUUAUACCACAAUUCUAAAGAUCUGGGUCUGGUUGCUCCUGGAACAAAAUGUGGAGAUGGGAUGCAAAGAACUGCGGAGUCGUUGGAGAGACUUCCAACCAGUUUUUCCAGCCCACACUACAUCACACUGAAACGUGCGAGUAGAGAUCUAAGAGGACUCACAGACCCCAAUCAAAGUGCCAAAAUGAGCUUGAACUUGGAUAUCCGUAAUGGCUGCGCAAGUCUAGGUGGAAGCUCUGGAUGA
This is a messenger RNA of Hipposideros armiger (great roundleaf bat), 2301 nucleotides long. It is a transcript of the gene ADAM7, whose product is annotated as ADAM metallopeptidase domain 7. Bases 1 to 2301 code for a protein of 766 amino acids. The transcript has 22 exons. Lineage: Eukaryota; Metazoa; Chordata; Mammalia; Chiroptera; Hipposideridae. Gene Ontology annotation, cellular component: plasma membrane. Gene Ontology annotation, molecular function: metalloendopeptidase activity. The record is from RefSeq and is a predicted model, not a curated record. Gene Ontology annotation, biological process: proteolysis.